UUUCCGGCAGUGUGUCAUCGCGUGUGGAAGAUGAGGAGGAAGAUGAAAAUGUCUGAAAGUCACGAGGCGGGAAACGAGAUGCCGAAUAAUAAAAAACAGAAAUUAAGUAGCGAUGAAAACAGCAACCCCGAUCUGUCCGGAGACGAGAAUGAUGAUGCGGUCAGUAUUGAAAGUGGCACCAACACAGAGCGGCCAGAUACCCCGACCAACACCGCUAGUGCCCCGGGCAGGAAGAGCUGGGGUAAAGGCAAAUGGAAGUCCAAGAAAUGUAAAUAUUCGUUCAAGUGUGUCAACAGUCUGAGGGAGGAUCAUGGGCAGCCGUUAUUCGGUGUGCAGUUUAACUGGCACAGUAAAGAAGGAGAUCCGCUGGUGUUUGCGACCGUCGGCAGCAACAGAGUCACAUUAUACGAGUGUCAUUCUCAGGGAGAGAUUCGGCUCCUGCAGUCAUAUGUAGAUGCAGAUGCGGAUGAGAACUUUUACACUUGUGCUUGGACAUUUGACAUGAGCACUAGUCACCCGUUGCUCGCUGUGGCCGGUUCGCGCGGCAUCAUUCGGAUCAUCAACCACAUCACCAUGCAGUGUGUCAAACAUUAUGUCGGCCACGGCAACGCCAUCAAUGAACUCAAAUUUCAUCCAAGGGAUCCAAACCUUUUGCUGUCAGUCAGUAAAGAUCACGCGCUGCGUCUAUGGAACAUUCAGACUGAUACGCUGGUGGCCAUAUUCGGAGGUGUUGAAGGUCAUCGCGACGAGGUCUUGAGUGCUGAUUUUGACCUGCUGGGUGAGAAGAUCAUGUCGUGUGGGAUGGACCACUCGCUGAAGCUGUGGAGAAUCAACUCCGAGAGGAUGCAGAAAGCCAUCCGUGGAUCAUACGAGUAUAACCCGAGCAAAACCAACCGGCCUUUUGUGUCUCAGAAGAUACACUUUCCAGACUUUUCCACACGAGACAUUCACAGGAACUAUGUGGACUGUGUCCGCUGGCUUGGAGAUUUGAUUCUCUCAAAGUCGUGUGAAAAUGCCAUAGUGUGCUGGAAACCUGGGAAAAUGGAAGACGAUAUUGACCACAUUAAGCCAAAUGAGUCGAAUGUGACGAUUCUCGGCCGCUUUGAUUACAGCCAGUGUGAUAUUUGGUACAUGCGAUUCUCCAUGGAUUUCUGGCAAAAGAUGCUCGCUCUGGGAAAUCAAGUCGGAAAGCUCUACGUUUGGGACCUAGAAGUAGAAGAUCCUCAUAAAGCCAAGUGUACCACACUUACUCUUCCUAAAUGCACAUCGGCCAUCAGACAGACGAGUUUCAGUCGAGACAGCAGUAUUCUCAUCGCAGUGUGUGAUGAUGCGUCUAUCUGGCGCUGGGACAGACUGCGCUGAUUAAUUAACUGUGUAAUUAGUGAAAUAAUUAAUCAGGUUCUGUUGUCUUUUUGGCUUUUGAGGUUGCUUGGCUCAAACUUAUCUUGACUGCUUUUAUUGUCUCUUUUUUGGGAGGGAGGGUUACUGUUUAUUGUCUGACUUUAAUAAAGUCUAUUUUUAUAACCUA
Myxocyprinus asiaticus (Chinese sucker) is the source of this 1528-nucleotide messenger RNA. Its product is annotated as polycomb protein eed. Gene Ontology annotation, biological process: negative regulation of transcription by RNA polymerase II. Bases 31 to 1362 code for a protein of 443 amino acids. NCBI's taxonomy places the organism in Eukaryota, Metazoa, Chordata, Actinopteri, Cypriniformes, Catostomidae. Gene Ontology annotation, molecular function: nucleosome binding; protein binding. The record is from RefSeq and is a predicted model, not a curated record. Gene Ontology annotation, cellular component: ESC/E(Z) complex. The transcript is spliced from 12 exons.